Lycium barbarum (goji berry) is the source of this 2974-nucleotide messenger RNA. RefSeq names its product respiratory burst oxidase homolog protein D-like. Bases 236 to 2863 code for a protein of 875 amino acids. The transcript has 12 exons. The record is from RefSeq and is a predicted model, not a curated record. NCBI's taxonomy places the organism in Eukaryota, Viridiplantae, Streptophyta, Magnoliopsida, Solanales, Solanaceae. Gene Ontology annotation, cellular component: plasma membrane. Gene Ontology annotation, molecular function: NAD(P)H oxidase H2O2-forming activity; calcium ion binding; peroxidase activity.
AGGGAAAGAAGGAAGAUCUCCCUUGUCACAACCUCCAUAACAUUCUCUUCAAAGUUCAAACAUACAUGCCUAUAUGCCAAGCUUUUGUCUUCUUACUCUCAUCCAUAUAUGUUACACACACCUAAAUCCCCUCUUUAUUAUAGACUGUGCUUCUCCUUUCUUUCACUUAAGAAUUUGAUAUCUUCCUCCACUCCGACAAAGGGUUGAUUAGCUAGUUGUGUUCCGAGUCACCAAAAUGCAAAACCCCGAAGAUCACCACCACUCUGACAAGGAGAUUAUCGAGAAUGAUAAUAACAACAGUCCGUUAAACGCCAGCACAUCUAAUGAUGACACUUACGUUGAAAUUACCCUCGAUGUCCGCGACGACACCGUGGUAGUCCACAGUGUCAAAAAUGCCACUGGGAAUAAAGGAGAGGAAGCAGAGCUAGAGGUGCUGGCCAAAAGUCUGCAGAAAAAGCGCAGCUUUGCGGCCUCGAUCAUCAAAAGGACUUCGAUGAGGAUGCGAUUGGCUUCUUUCAAGAAACAAUCGCAUCCUUCUCGGAGAUUUGAUAGAACUUCAGUAGCAGCUCAACAUGCUCUCAAAGGCCUCAAGUUUAUCAGCAAGACUGAUGGUGGCUCUGGAUGGGCUGGCGUCGAAAAGCGCUUCCACGAGCUCACCGCCACCUCAGAGGGCUUACUUCCUCGGGCACAAUUUGGAGCAUGCAUAGGUAUGACUAGGGAAUCUGAGAAAUUUGCACUAGAGCUUUUUGAUGCGCUAGCUCGGAGGAGAAAUAUCACCAGUGAUUGCAUCAGCAAAGAACAGCUCAAAGAGUUUUGGGACCAAAUUGCCAACCAGAGCUUUGAUUCUCGGCUUCGAACCUUCUUUGACAUGGUUGAUAAAAAUGCAGAUGGUAGAAUCACAGCAGAAGAAGUCAGAGAGAUAAUUAGCCUAAGCGCAUCUGCUAACAAGCUGUCAAAUAUCCAGAAACAAGCUGAAGAAUACGCUGCAUUGAUCAUGGAAGAGUUAGACCCCGACGACUUGGGAUACAUCAUGAUUGAGAACUUGGAAACACUUUUAUUACAAGCCCCAAAUCAGUCAGAUCGAGCAAAAGACCUGAACAGGAACCUAAGUCAUAUGCUAAGCAUGAAGCUUAAGCCAACAGUGGAGACUAAUCCCAUAAAGAGAUGGUAUAAGAAUUUGAAGUACUUUUUGCUGGACAAUUGGCAAAGAGUUUGGGUACUGUUAUUAUGGAUUGUUGUCAUGGCUGGCCUAUUUGCUUAUAAGUAUGUCCAGUACAGAAACAGAGCUGCAUUUGAUGUCAUGGGUCACUGUGUUUGUAUGGCAAAGGGGGCUGCGGAGAUACUUAAGCUCAACAUGGCACUGAUUUUACUCCCAGUCUGCAGGAACACUAUCACCUGGCUUCGAAACAAGACCAAGUUAGCUGCUGCUGUUCCCUUCGAUGAUAACCUCAAUUUUCACAAAACGAUGGCAGUGGCAAUCGCAAUUGGUGUUGGAAUACACAUACUUGCUCAUAUGACUUGUGAUUUUCCUCGGCUUCUAGAUGCUAGCCCUGAAAAGUAUAAACCAAUGGAGCCAUACUUCGGUGAUCAGCCAACAAACUAUUGGCAUUUUUUGAAGGGAGUGGAAGGAGCGACAGGGAUUACAAUGGUGAUUUUGAUGGCAAUAGUUUUCACUCUAGCAACUCCAUGGUUUAGAAGGAAUAGAAUCAAUUUGCCAAGACCCUUGAACAAGCUCACUGGUUUCAAUGCCUUCUGGUACUCCCACCACCUCUUUGUCAUUGUCUACACUCUCCUCGUAGUCCAUGGUAUCAAGCUUUACUUGACCAAAGAAUGGUACAAGAAGACGACAUGGAUGUACUUAAGUAUACCAAUCAUACUUUAUGCUGGUGAAAGAUUACCAAGGGCAUUCAGGUCAAGCAUCAAGGAUGUUAAAAUAUUGAAAGUGACUGUGUAUGCUGGAAAUGUGUUGACGCUCUAUAUGUCAAAGCCACAGGGCUUCAAGUAUAAAAGUGGGCAAUACAUGUUUGUCAACUGUGCUGCAGUUUCUCCGUUUGAAUGGCACCCAUUUUCUAUUACUUCAGCGCCUGGGGAUGACUAUCUCAGUGUCCAUAUUCGAGCUCUUGGUGAUUGGACCAGAAAACUCACAGCUAUUUUCUCAGAGGUGUGCCAGCCACCGCCAACCGGGAGAAGUGGACUCCUAAGAGCUGACUGCUUGCAAGCAGAGGGAAUAAAUUUCCCAAAAGUGUUAAUUGAUGGCCCAUAUGGAGCACCAGCACAAGACUAUAAGAAAUAUGAGGUGCUUUUGUUGGUAGGUCUAGGAAUUGGAGCCACCCCUAUGAUCAGUAUCGUAAAAGACAUUGUGAACAACAUGAAAGCCAUGGAGGAAGAAGAGUAUGAUUUGGAGAGCACAGGACAAAAUAAAAAAUCAGGGUCAGGGAGUGGAAGAAACUUCAAGAGCAAGAAGGUAUAUUUCUAUUGGGUUACUAGAGAACAAUGUUCAUUUGACUGGUUCAAGGUUAUAAUGAACGAUGAAAUGGAUCCUACUGGAGUGAUAGAGAUGCAUAAUUACUGUACAAGUGUUUAUGAAGAGGGUGAUGCUCGCUCUGCUCUCAUCGCUAUGAUUCAGUCCAUCAAUCAUGCCAAGAACGGCGUAGACGUUGUCUCUGGAACAAGGGUUAAGACUCAUUUUGCUAGACCUAAUUGGCGGAAUGUCUACAAGCGCAUUGCUCUUAAUCACACUGACGCAAGAGUUGGGGUUUUCUACUGUGGGGCACCAGCACUGACAAAAGAGCUAAGACAGCUGGCCUUAGAUUUUUCCCACAAGACAGACACAAAGUUUGAUUUCCAUAAAGAAAUUUUUUGACCAAUAAUGGACGAACAGAGGAUCAAACCAAACAGAUAAGAACGAUUUUUGUUAAAGAAUCCACGUCCACUACCUUUUGUGUAUUGUUAUAAGAAUAACAAUUUUUUUCGA